AUGUCAGCUGAAGAAAGUAAUCUUCAGCAUAGUUGGUAUUCUCCGAAUAAUUAUGGUUAUUCUACAGGCUCAACACCUACACCAGAUAAUAUCAAUACUAGUAUCGAUACUCCUAGUGCUCCAAAUGAUAUCAACACUAGUAUCGAUACUCCUAGUGCUCCAAAUGAUAGCAACACUAGUAUCGAUACUCCUAGUGCUCCAAAUGAUAUCAACACUAGUAUUAAUAUUCCUAGUGCUCUAGAUAUUAUCAACACUAGUAUAAAUAAUCCUAGCGCUUUACAAAUUCAAACAACCCAGGAUAUUGAAACAUCUGCAGCAGAGCCAACAGGACCCAAUGAAAAUGCGGACAACUUUGAGACAGAUUAUGAUUUUUAA
This is a messenger RNA of Parnassius apollo (apollo), 375 nucleotides long. NCBI's taxonomy places the organism in Eukaryota, Metazoa, Arthropoda, Insecta, Lepidoptera, Papilionidae. The record is from the annotation of a GenBank genome assembly.